CUUCCUAUCAAUGUUGUAACGUUCCAAAAACCUCUCCUUUUUCUGUUGUUAACCUCUUCAACUCUUCAUAAAACAGGAAAUACUAAACUGUUUCUGGUUUUUGUAGAACUGUUGUGUGAUUUCUAUGUUUUUGGUAUAAAACCAAACUUCUUGGGAAGAUCGUAUCCUAUUGUUUCAUUUGAAAGUAGGUGAGGUUUUAGACGAUCGAAGAUCAAAAAUGUUGAGUUGUUUCUCGUGUUUCUCUUCAAAAGUUUCGGACAAUGAAGGUUCUUCCAUGCCUGCUCCUAUAAGGCAGCCAAACUCAACUAAAAAGACAGUGGGAAGUAACGGCUACGUGAACAAUAUACAGACGGAGGUUUUCACAUUCCGUGAGUUAGCCACCGCCACAGAGAGUUUCAAACAAGAGAACCUAAUCGGAGAGGGCGGUUUCGGGCGGGUUUACAAAGGCAAGCUCGAGAAGACAGGACAGAAACCACUAGAUUGGAACACUCGUGUUAAGAUCGCUUUAGGAGCGGCAAAAGGACUCGAGCAUCUCCAUCACACAGUUGAUCCUCCAGUGAUUUACCAAGACCUUAAGCCGUCAAAUAUAUUGCUUAAUCGAGAUUUCGAACCGAAACUAUCGGAUUUCGGUUUAGCAAAACUCGGUCCUGUUGGAAAUGCAACACCACCACACGUGCCUUCCCAAACACAACCAAUUUUCAGAGACCCGAGUAGAUUCCCGGAGCUAGCCGAUCCAUUACUUCGAGGCGAGUUCCCGGAGAAGAGUUUGAACCAAGUUGUUGCUGUCGCGGCGAUGUGUCUGCACAAAGAACCUAGUGUCCGACCUCUAAUCAGCGACGUUGUUACAGCACUCAGCUUCCUCGAUGCAUUCUCCAAUGCCGACACUAACCAAUUGCAACAAGAUGGGUCCGACGAUUAUCAUGAUGCAGUUCAGUGGGACUCAAGUCCUAGACAAUUAAGUUAAUGUAGACAUUCUUAUAUUACAUGACCCACACAAAUUCAAAACAUGUUGUAUGUUUAUUCCAUUUAAAUUAUUUAUUUAUGGUCUA
Molecule: messenger RNA, 1049 nt
Organism: Thlaspi arvense
Lineage: Eukaryota; Viridiplantae; Streptophyta; Magnoliopsida; Brassicales; Brassicaceae
Source: the annotation of a GenBank genome assembly